GUCCCAACUAUGCCCGAUGUACCUUGAAGGUUGGUGGAUUAGUGUAAAAUUUGUUUCCGCUAAGACACUUGAGAUAGUUGAGAAGGGGACCAUUUAGAGGUUUCAUUAUUUGAAUGGUGAUGAGAUUUUAAUUUACAGGGGCUGAAGGACAUGAGUGGAUGAUGUAUCAUGUCAACUAAAGCAGGAUGUCGCUCACGCAAGACCGAAACUAGGAAAUAACAUUCAACAUGGCGGCGCCGUCCACGUGAGAAACAAAAUGGCGACCAGAGCUAUCGACAAACUGCGGGUCCAGGGCCGGGGCACCCCCCGAGUUGAGAACAGACCCUUGAAACUUUUUCAGGCGUCGAUAGAACAAGCAAACAACGGUACCCAGGUGGGGUGGCAGUCUAAAAAACUGAGCGGCACAGGCGAAACAAUUCCUGGCUCCGAUAUAAAUGGCGAGUUAUCAAACAAAAUCACAGGUCUAAGUUCAACCAAUGAAUCGAAUGGUGUUUACGAUGAAUAUCCAAACAGUCAGUUUUCUGAUUCCAGAACUUUCCUGGUCAGGGGUAAGAACGUCGGCACUGAAAACGAGCUGCCUGUGUUCUACCAAUCAGCUCGCUUGUCUAAGACAACAGGCGAGUCGAACGGCUCCAGAGCCGACCGACAGGUGCACUCGGAGUACACACUCCGCCACUACUCCACCCAGAUGUCAGAGAGGGAGGGGGAGGGUGGCUACCUCGCUACCAGCGGCUCGAUGAACAAUCUCAGCACCACCUCAGAAGAUUCCAGAACAAAGGAACCGUCAGCGAAUGUUAACUCACGUUCCCAGAAGCCCUUCUACAGAGCCGCCCAUUUGCGGCACUCGUUCCACGACCUUGAAAGUUUGACCUUGAGAGGUCGGACAAUGAAACAGGCAACAACGAGCCCAGGUGCAUACAAUACUGACCUAGAUUACCUGGUGGAUAAAGAAAUCCAAAACGAAUGGGCGUCACCAAGGAUGACGUCAUUCGCCUCAGCGCAAGCGGCCAAUCGCCGUCGUAAAUCAAAACCCAAGACGAACGUGGACGAUUCGAUCAAGCAGAACGAACAGUCAGUUCUGCGAGAAUGUCUUGUGGUCAAGCCUUCAAGCCAGACGUGGCCAGAGACUCACUCGACGACCAACGAAAACCUAAAGCUCAAGUUCUUCACGCAGUUCGUCAAGAAGGAAGUCCCAGCCUCCAGCUCUGAGAGGAACACCAAGGCAGAAAAACCCUCGCCCAGUGGGUACCAGUUUAACUCGAUCAACAGCUACAUCAACUUCUGUCAAGGCUUCCCAAAACUGGACACUUUCCCCCCGUCCAGAAUGAGCGUCAAGAACGGGCUAGUGGCUAAAAUAGGAGACGCGACCCUGCCGAACAAGUUCCAGAAAGAAGCGCUGGGUGAGAUGAGGGUGUUGGGCAGCUCCACAGCCAGGGAGCCGAGGGUGAGCGGGACACACAGACAGACGACUGGCAGAAACCCACGCGCUACUAAACAGUCAUCACGUGUCAACCGUAGCGUGAAAUCUAUAAAUAACCACGAGGGCAGCGAUGCCCAGGAGUCUGAGAAAGAUUCUGAGGAGGGAGACAACUCGGUCCCUGAUAACUCUAUCCAAGCCGGGAGUUCCGACACGAUUCCAGAUGACGUCACAAAACCACGUUUUGAUGGCCCCUCUGAAGAGCUGGGCCAUUUUGAGUCGAUUCUUGGCCGACCUGGCCAAGCUAAAAGCGACAGCUAUUUAAAUUCAAACAUAGACUGAGCCCGUUUUGAUCGGCUGCGUCACUGUCCCACAAUGUUUCGAACCCCGACUAAGCUGGUGAUGGUGUGGUCCACCACGCUUUAUAUUGUUAUAUGGGAAAUGUUGUACAUUAUCUUUAUGUUACCAGUUUUUGUACAUAGUCGACCGAUACAAGUAUUAUUAAUUAUUAUUAUUAAUUAACAUUUUACAAUUCAGUUGCUGUGUUAACAAAUUAUGGCACAUU
Molecule: messenger RNA, 1982 nt
Organism: Physella acuta
Lineage: Eukaryota; Metazoa; Mollusca; Gastropoda; Physidae
Source: RefSeq, a predicted model, not a curated record